Aureobasidium subglaciale EXF-2481 is the source of this 1098-nucleotide messenger RNA. RefSeq lists its product as uncharacterized. Lineage: Eukaryota; Fungi; Ascomycota; Dothideomycetes; Dothideales; Saccotheciaceae. The coding region runs from base 155 to 751 and encodes 198 amino acids. The transcript has a single exon. The record is from RefSeq and is a predicted model, not a curated record.
CGUAUACUUCUAUCCAACACGUUCGACAGAGGACUGCAACAUUAGACGCUGUUUCCUGUCCUAGACCCAACUCUGAAGUCCGUGCACGUCUUCCAGUCUGCAAAUCUCGCACGCAGCAUCCGGCUACAGCAUUCUGUCCACGCCUAUCGCAAUCAUGAUCGUGAUGUCAUGGGCGAAGACUCAUUUCACCCACCCUCUGGUACUCAAAUCGUGCUUAAAUAGAUCUGGAACUCUUAUGCAUGUACGUGCUCGGAACAAUUGGGCCGACCUGAGCUAUGAAGACCGCAAGGUUGAUUCAGAGCGAGUUGCUGGGAUAUACACACGUCUCUACUGGAAUAAUCCUGCAUUUCGUGAAAGAAGGAAGCAGCAAGCCACGGCCUGGAAUGCUGCUCGGAAACAUAGCGAGGAAUACAAGAGAUACCAUGCGCUUAGACGUUGGUGUCUGAAUUACCCCUGGGUGAGGGAUGAGCUACCCUGGAAAUCUCAUCGGCCUAUCCUCUAUCAAGAGCGCACUCAGCACACCUGUUUUAGUUGUCAGUGGGAUAGGCGUUCGGGCAUGAAGCUGUGGUGGAAGGCUAUUGGAGGUAAAGGCGACGCCGGAUUUCUGUGCCAAACUUGUUACGCGAGGCAAGACUGGAACACAGCAAUGCCAACAGGCUUCGAGGAUCUCAGACGACUGAACGAAAUCGCCGCCAGGAAGAAGCAGCUCGACGAAGCAGCUCGAUCUGUCUCGUCCCCUCCCAAGGCUUGAUUCUUUUGCUGACAUAUCCGGCCUAAAGGACUUUAUCCUAAGCAGAUCUGGUCACGCAUGAAAUCAUUAAUCUUUCAACCUAGAUCUUGUUUUCGCCCAGCCGCGCUACUGCUGUGGGACCAAGGAAACGUCGAGUAUUCCAGUCUCUGGCGUGAGAAUACAGACUCUGUGAGACCGGACAACACUUUUCACCAUCCAUAAAGCUAUCCCGGGGAUGCGAAGGCGGACAUCGCUAUGCAUACACACGGAUUUGUGUUUGUGAUAAUCUUUGGCUCACAGGGAGUAGCACCUAGCUAUUUGAUCAAAUUUUUGCAUCGAGCUGGCAGAGCAUGUCGAGUCAGCAUGCU